AAGUAUAUGGAGAAACCUGGGAAGAUCAGGUCAUAUAUAUUAGGGAUAAGAUGCGUCAAAAUUGUCUUGAUCAGGUCUCUCUUCUUCAAUGUUAUUAUCUUUUGGGAGAACGGUUGGAAGCUCAAUUUUGGAGUUUAGCUGCUAGAACGUUUAUUCGAAUUAAUUUUUCUAUUAGUACUUAUCAUUAUACAUGGAAAGCAGCUUCACGCGUAUAUCAAUUGUAUCAUACCCGGGCAUUGGUAGAAGAGGCACGAUUACUUAGAGCAGCUGAAGUUGAUUAUAUUUUAGAGAAGCUCAGGAAUAAGUAA
This is a messenger RNA of Racocetra persica, 308 nucleotides long. The record is from the annotation of a GenBank genome assembly. Lineage: Eukaryota; Fungi; Glomeromycota; Glomeromycetes; Diversisporales; Gigasporaceae.